Porites lobata is the source of this 2765-nucleotide messenger RNA. NCBI's taxonomy places the organism in Eukaryota, Metazoa, Cnidaria, Anthozoa, Scleractinia, Poritidae. The record is from the annotation of a GenBank genome assembly.
AAACUCACUGGAAGAUCUGGAACCAUAAGCUCUCCAAACUUUCCAAACGUUUACCCUCAGAGUACUGAAUGCUGGUAUAGGAUAACAGUUCCAAAUGGCUAUAGAGUAGAGUUGACGUUUAGAUAUUUCAGACUUGAAGCUAAAAGAGGUAUGUAUGUUAGUAAGUAUAUACGUAGGUAGGUUGAUAGGCUGGUAGGUAGGUAAGAGAUCUAGAGUUAGACAGUAGUGCAAAUGACGAAAGACUUUCACAACUUUUAAUGUUAUUGUAGAAUCAGUCGCAAAUUGACCGCAGUCAUUAUUCCAAGCAGUUAGAUAAUGUAUCCAAAAAUCAAGAUUAACGUUUCUCUGUCUUUGUCCCUUGGGAAGCCCUUACAUUUUCUCUUAAUUAAACCAGCUUAAUACGGACACCCGUUAAUGCUAACAACGGACUCCUGCUUCUUGCCUAAUCAACAGAUUCUCAUAGAAAAUCAACCUAACUAAUGCGGACACUUUCCUUUAUGAAGGUAGAAAAAUCCGUCAGUUGACAGCACUUCGAUGUUCCCGGCACUACAGUAGAACGGAUGGGAUGAUUUGAAGUCGUCAAUUUCAGACUAUUUUGGCACCCUUCAAUUUAUGCAGAGAACGGUAUCGAUUAAGAAAUACAUAGAUGAGCGAUUUUUGAGUGUUUCCAUGAAUUUAAUCAUCAGCAAAAUAACGGUUUUGUGAAGGUUACAGCUGAGGUUAGAGAUGUUUAAUUCGACGAUGCUGAUGUCCUCUUUUAUUCCCCUAGUAUUUCCUACAAAUACAAAGUGUCUUUUUGACUUUCAUAACAUGACCCGCUUAAUACGGACACCCCGUUACUACGGACAUUUUCUAUGGCCCUUUCAGUGUCCGUGUUAACGGGGUUUGACUGUGCAUAGAUUUAAGUGAGAUUGGUCAUGUUGUGAAUGCUGUCAUCAUUAUAGUCAGUUUACACUUUAACUAGUCAUCUCUUUUUUGGUGAGUAACGUUUUGAUUAUCACGGUGAUAACUGAAUGAGCGAGUUAAACCUGGGCUUCCGGAUCCCAGACAAAGUGUCCCUUUCCCUUGAAUAGCGGUGUCCCUUUAAAUGAAGUAAUUAAUACAAAGAUUAUUACUUUGUCUCAAAAUCAGCAAGUCGAUAGGAAUACAUUAUAGCUAAGAUUCGACAUUAUGCCCCGCGUCGUGUUUUACUUUCAAUUUACAACUCGUUAAGUGUCCCUUACUUAACUUAUGGUAUUGGGAAACUGUGCCCUGACAUUUCAAAGAAAGAUCGUAAUUCUACAAAAACGGGCCUUACGUCUCACUUACUUCAGUAAGUCUAAGGAACACGACGUACCCUUCUUUCUCAAAUCGAAUUGCCAUCCCCUUGCUAGCCUAUUUUUCAGACAUUGUAGCUAUUUAUUGUAUGAUAUCAACAGACAGACAGCACCAGUUAGUAUACUCAAUCACUUUGUUAAAACAAGUCGCAUAUGCAUUCAUAACUACAGAGCAAGAUCCGUCUCUAGUGACUCGUUUUAUGUUAAGUUCUCUAGAACCGAUAAAAUGUAUGCCUUUUUCUCGAGAAUCGGUGCCCAAAUUUGGAACUCUAUUCCUUAUUCGAUUGAAAUAUACUUAAACGUUCGUCCUUUCGUAAAAAAUUAAAGGAAUUAUUACUAAAUUUCUUGCGAUCAGAAAAUGAUUCUGUCGAAAUCUCCCGUCUUAUUAAGUUAUUUAAUACUUUAGGUUAGCCUCUCUUCGUAAUCGUUAUGUACUUACCUCGUUUUUUACUGGUUUAUUCUAUUUACCGUAUAGUACUGCCUUCACUGUUAUUUAGUCCAUCUAUAAAUAAACCUUGUACUUUUAAUGUCUUCAGCUCCCCCAGCCUCGAUUAGUUUAUAAGCUAUUUGCGGGUGGGAAAGUAAUGUAAUCAGUUAUAUUUUCAAUAAAAUUUGUUUGUUGUUGUUGUUGUUGUUUGUGAUUAUUUUUCUGGGACUUUUGUGUCCCCUGGAGGUGUCCCUUGAAUAGAGUGUCCCAAAGGAGAGGUGCCACUGUGGGAUUUUCAGAAACGUUGCAGUCAUACUGCUAGCCUUCUAUAGUUUCUUUUUGGCUUUAGGCAUGUAACUUUGCUAGAGUUGGCCUUCUUGGAAAAUUACUCUCGCGUGUUUGUUUACCUCAAGCAUGUAUGUACCAGAAUUCAACCUCAGCUAUUGCGAGAAUACGUGGGAAGACCUCGAAUUUAUCGGGAAACAGAACAAAAAGCCAGGUCAUUGGAUGCAACAACAAUUUCAUUGACCUGUAUAGCUUACGGUGUUUUGUGUUUCAAAUUGUAUUGACCUUUAUUAGACAGGAGAGCUCAAAUAAACGGCAAUGUUCUCAAAAAUUAAACCACAAUAUUCUCAAACAUCGCCAUGUAUCAACAUGGCGGAAAUCAAGAUCGUGUGAUGAUAUGAAUAAUUUUUUGCCAUAGUUACCUCACUGUACAGCAAAAUUAGUCAGACUUGCCAUUUUUCGUCAAAUCCCUUCUAUGUGAGGAGCUAAUUUGAAUAAGUUUGGUGAUCUGACAAAUCAAAUUCACCUCGUGCAGCCGAUGGCAAACUUUUGUCAGAUUUGCCAUUGUCGUUGUUGCAUGCAUUUUGGAACAUACAUGUAACGUCAAUGACUUUUACCCUGACAUCCUGGCCUGUUUCUUUGCAGGAAUAGGGUGCGUUGAUUAUGUUCGAAUUUGGGAUCUUUACCAUCCUCUUGGAGAGUUCUGUGGAAUCUCCUCUCGCUUUAGUCUCAAAUAA